GCACUUCAAAUCCAAUAUCCUCACAAGUACUUCUAUAACUUUUCUAGUAUAUAUCUGCUGUAUACCUACAAUUAGGGUUUGGGAUAUGGCUUCCAAAAGCUCUGCCUCUCUUGCUCUCUUUUUCUCCCUCAAUCUUCUCUUCUUUGCACUUGUCACUGCAUGUGGCACAUGCCCUAGUCCGAAUCCAAAACCAAAGCCGAGGCCAAAGCCCAGCCCCACCCCUUCCCAGGCCUCCUGCCCUAGGGAUGCCCUCAAACUAGGAGUAUGUGCUGAUCUGCUUAGUGGUUUGCUUAACGUUACCAUCGGCACCCCUCCUGUAACUCCCUGCUGCACUCUCAUACAGGGCCUUGCUGACCUUGAGGCAGCUGUCUGUCUUUGCACUGCCAUCAAAGCUAAUAUACUGGGCAUCAACCUCAACAUCCCACUUUCCCUCAGUUUGCUUCUCAAUGUUUGUUCAAAGAACGUUCCAUCUGGAUUCAAGUGUGCCUAGAAGUGAAAAUUUGAUCAUUUCCUGUCGUAGUAUGGCUUUCCCUGGCUUUCAACUAUAAUAAUAUUUUGUAAUAUUUCAUCAUGUGUGUCGUAAGUAGGAAAUAUUGCUCGGUUUCCUUGCUAUAGCGGUUUUCGGAUUUGACGAGUGAUUAUGAAUAAGUUUUCAUAUUGAUGUUUGCUUGUGUAAUUCUAUGGGAAAUAGAAAAAUAUUUAUCUUUCUUUCGUA
Messenger RNA from Carya illinoinensis, 715 nucleotides. RefSeq names its product 14 kDa proline-rich protein DC2.15-like. Lineage: Eukaryota; Viridiplantae; Streptophyta; Magnoliopsida; Fagales; Juglandaceae. The record is from RefSeq and is a predicted model, not a curated record. Bases 86 to 490 code for a protein of 134 amino acids. The transcript has a single exon.